Molecule: messenger RNA, 951 nt
Organism: Lachancea mirantina
Lineage: Eukaryota; Fungi; Ascomycota; Saccharomycetes; Saccharomycetales; Saccharomycetaceae
Source: the annotation of a GenBank genome assembly
AUGAAGCUUUCCCACGCCGCCAUUAUCGCCGCUGCUGCCGGCACUGCGAUCGCAGCUCCAGCUGUCACUGUUACCCAGCACGUGCACAAACAAGAAACCGCAUACGUCGAGGGCAUCGUCGGCGUGCAAGACGGGUCCACUUACACCUCAUAUGUGACCUCUCUUGCAUACGCAACGUCUGCCAGUGUCGACCCUGUUCCUUCUGGUUCUGGUUCCGCGUCCGGGUCUGUUGUCACCGUCACUGCAACCUACGGCAGCGCUCAACCCUCCUCGUCAGCUUCGCCAGGUUCUUCGGCAAGCUCGAGUGCGUCUAUUUUGCUCCAGCAGGUCGAGGACAUAGCCUCUGUCGCAUCUCCCAGUGCCUCUAGCACUCCGUUGACCACGUUGUCACCUUCGACGUCUUUGGCUGCCGAAUCCACUUCCGCUCCAGCAACAACCUCGACUCCAUCGACCACCGCUACUCCUUUCAGUUCUCCCACACCAUCUAGCACCGCAAGCAGCUCUAGCCCUAGCUCCAGUUCGCCCAGCUCAGACUUCCAGAACAGCAUUUUGAACGAACACAACUCCAAGAGAGCCCUGCAUAAGGACACUCCUUCUUUGAGCUGGUCAGACACUCUGGCGUCGUACGCUCAAAACUACGCUGACAACUACGACUGUUCUGGUACUUUGACCCAUUCUGGCGGUCCAUACGGUGAAAACCUCGCUUUGGGUUACUCUGCUACCGGAACCGUAGACGCUUGGUACGGCGAAAUUAGCAGCUACGACUGGUCGAAUCCAGGUUUCUCUUCCUCCACUGGUCAUUUCACGCAGGUCGUUUGGAAAUCAACAACCCAGGUUGGAUGUGGAAUCAAAUCCUGCAACAAUGAAUGGGGUAACUACGUCGUAUGCUCCUACCAAAGUGCCGGAAACUUCAUCGGCGAAUUCCCACAAAAUGUCGAACCUCUCGCAUAA